CAGCUCUGGUAAUGUACAUUAGAAAUGUUCAUAUCACCACUAAAAUACACUGUGAUUUGUUCUGCAAUGGUAGUUCUAAUCAAGUCACAUUCACUCAUGCUCCUAAGCUAAUUUUUAAGCAUACAGCAGUCAUGCCUGUUUGGGAUUCGACACAUGAUUCCAAUUUAUUGUGUGUCCAACUAUAAAUGCGUAUUAUUGUUGCUGUUACUUUUUAGCAGGAUUCCUUGUUCUCCACCCCACCCCAAAAUGAAACCUAACUUUUUGCUUCCUCUCUUUUACAGAAUCUGAUAUUGAUGCUGCUACUGCAAUGAUGCUGUUAAAUACUUCCAUUGAACAAGGGAUUUUAGACUGUGAGAAGGCCCAACCUCUUAAGAUGCCCAAGAAGAGGAGUUAUGGCAGUGCAUUUAAUCAUCACAGUUCCAUAAACCUGCAAGAAAAUCAUUCUGCAGCCACUAAUAUUGAUCCAAAGGAGGAUCACAAUUACAGUGCUAGCAGCAUGGCUUCACAAUGUUGUGCAUCUAGGUCCAGCAUGUCUUCCUUGUCCUCUGUUGAUGAGGUGUAUGAAUUUAUCUCCAAGACCAGCCAUGCAGGAAGCGAUGGCAGUGAAGGUUUUCAUAGUGAAGUGGAUACGGACAUUGACUAUGAAGACGACCCUCUUGGAGACAGUGGCUAUUCAUCACAACCUUGUGUAGAUACCUCUGACAAAAGUCAGCCUAGCAAGAAAGCUCUCAAGGAGUUAUGUCAAGAAAUUGAUGAGGAGCUGAAAGAGGCAGCUGGGUCUCUGCUCCACCUGGCUGGAAUCAGCACAUGCUUGGGUUCCCUAAUAAGUACUGCAAAGACCCAAAGUCAAAAGCAGAGGAAAAAAUAGUAAUGCUUGUUAGUGUGAAUAUAUACAUAUAUUUUUUUUAAGUGUGGCAAUACUCUUCUACUUUUACCCUUUAUAAGGAAGAUCAAAGCCAUAAGAGGACUUGGUUUUUUAUUUUUUUGAUGCUAAUUUUAGUUUGGCCUUUUAUUUUCAAAUCAUUGCUUAGAAAAUGUUUUAUUUAAUCUUUUCAGAUUAGGAGAGAUGCAUGACAUGUGAAAACCUAACUGUAUACUUUUUGAUGACCAGUGAUUGAAUAUUUGACCAUUUACAGGGGGAUGCAUAGGUUCAGAUGCAUGUGUGAAAUUUACCCCUGUGCAGGCCUACUCCACACAGUGAAUUUCACCCUAGGUGAAGGGACACAAUUUCCCCAUCUCCCUCCCCAAGACACAAAUAACUUUCACUGGUAUAGCAAACAGUAAGAAGCUGCCACUGCACAUGUGCCACUUACCAUUUUCCCCAACUAUGGAAUACACAGUAGCUGUUAGCUAAAGGUUUUUGCUGUUUUUGUUUUGUUUUUCAUGUGUAAAAAAUACUUGUUAACAAAUACACAGUUCAUGCUGUCUCAGUCCACAAAUGAAGUGGAGAGUCUAGAUGGCUAAAUUGUAAAUGACUGCUGGAAAGAUCUUUGGGUCAUGUUUAAGAAAAGCAUAAUAUAAUAGUUUCCUUUAAGAUUAGGAAAACUGAGUUAAUUACAUUAAUUUCUAAAUACACUUCAUGCGUUUUAAUAUCGGCUACCGUAACUUUGGUCUAAGUCUACUGAUUACUGUGCUUCUGCUUCAUGCUGUAUGUACCAUUUUAGCUUCCUUUCAACUACAGUGUAUGUCCAAUAGCAUGGCAUUCUUAGGGCAUACACUGUGACUCAUGGUGGUCUCUUCAUAUUUGGGAGUGAAGCUCCUUAAAAUUCAUCACCUUUGCAAUAAUAAUCUUUAUAACCCAAACAUCUUGUGGACAAGAAUGUUAUAGUAAUCGAGUGUAAUGGAUUUUUUUAAAAAGCUCAAUGUUGACUGCUUAACUCUUAAUGUAGAUGGUGGCAAUUUUUUUAGUAUUUUGUGCAAAAGAAAUGGGUACACAGACAUGUUAGAAUAAGUUUAACAGUACUGUAAGUAUAAGAAUGCCUUAAGUAUGUUUCAGCAUAGUAUAAAACUUAAGAGGUCAUUUUGCCUGUGUUUGAGAGGCAGUGUGAUGUGCCAUGAAUCUGUUUAGCUCAUACGUUAAGCUGCUGCUUUCAAUAAGUGUUGGGCAAGAUGGCUUAGAAUUAGA
Molecule: messenger RNA, 2125 nt
Organism: Terrapene triunguis (Three-toed box turtle)
Lineage: Eukaryota; Metazoa; Chordata; Testudines; Emydidae
Product: forkhead box protein N2-like
Exons: 2
Coding region: 308-868 (186 amino acids)
Biological process (GO): regulation of DNA-templated transcription
Cellular component (GO): nucleus
Molecular function (GO): DNA-binding transcription factor activity; cis-regulatory region sequence-specific DNA binding
Source: RefSeq, a predicted model, not a curated record